GCCGAAUCGGGCGAAAAGCCAUCAUGGCGGACAAGAUCGCGCAGCUCCGGGCGGAUGGGAUCCAGAAGCGGUUGGUGCAGGAAGGCCGGGGACCGGUGCCUGAUUACCAAGACGGUACCAAGGUUACUUUCCACUAUCGCACAAUGCUUUGCAGUUCAGAUCAGAAAGUACUAGAUGACAGUCAUGCCCGGGACAAACCUAUGGAGCUGAUCUUCGGCAAGAAAUUCAAGUUGCCUGUCUGGGAAACCAUCUUGCACAGCAUGCAGGAGGGCGAGGUGGCUGAAUUCUUGUGUGACACAAAGCAUGUGGUCUUAUAUCCAAUGGUAUCCAAGAGCCUGAGGAACAUUGCAGCUGGGAAAGAUCCUCUGGAGGGACAACGACAUUGCUGUGGCAUUGCCCAGAUGCACGAGCAUCAUUCGCUGGGUUACCAAGACCUUGAUGAGCUCCAGCAGAACCCCCAGCCCCUCAUCUUUGCCUUUGAAGUGCUCAAGGUGGAAAGGCCUGGCACAUACCGACAAGAUCCAUGGGCUAUGUCAGACGAGGAGAAGAUGAAGGCUGUGCCCCUGAUCCACCAGGAGGGCAAUGAGCUCUUCAAGGACGGCAAAGUGCAAGAGGCGGCUGCCAAGUACUAUGAUGCAAUUGCUUGCCUUAAGAACCUGCAAAUGAAGGAGCAACCAGGAUCUCCGGACUGGAUCCAGCUGGACCAACAGAUCACUCCUUUAUUGUUGAAUUAUUGUCAGUGUAAGCUGCUGAAUGAGGAGUACUAUGAAGUGCUGGAUCACUGCUCUUCUAUUCUGAACAAGUAUGAAGAUAACGUCAAGGCCUAUUUCAAGAGAGGCAAGGCUCACGCAGCCGUCUGGAACGCAGCUGAGGCUCAGGCCGAUUUUGCCAAAGUUUUGCAGUUGGAUCCAUCGCUGACCCCAGUGGUAACCCGGGAGCUGCGCAACUUGGAGGCCCGCCUGCGUGCGAAAGAUGACGAGGAUAAGAUCCGUUUCAAAGGCAUCUUUUCCCAGUAGUCCUUGGACCUG
This is a messenger RNA of Protobothrops mucrosquamatus (brown spotted pit viper), 1028 nucleotides long. RefSeq names its product aryl hydrocarbon receptor interacting protein (gene AIP). Lineage: Eukaryota; Metazoa; Chordata; Lepidosauria; Squamata; Viperidae. The record is from RefSeq and is a predicted model, not a curated record. Bases 24 to 1016 code for a protein of 330 amino acids. The transcript has 6 exons. Gene Ontology annotation, molecular function: peptidyl-prolyl cis-trans isomerase activity; protein binding.